Messenger RNA from Phytophthora infestans T30-4, 558 nucleotides. RefSeq lists its product as uncharacterized. The transcript has a single exon. NCBI's taxonomy places the organism in Eukaryota, Oomycota, Peronosporomycetes, Peronosporales, Peronosporaceae. The record is from RefSeq and is a predicted model, not a curated record. Bases 1 to 558 code for a protein of 185 amino acids.
AUGCCAUCUCCCAUACAAAUCCCACGAUCAUGUUACCCAGUACUGUUGGUCACAGCCAUCCUCUUGUUCAGGUCUGCCUCGGCGCUUUUCGAGUUACCAAACGGCGCGACGGAAUCGCUAUCUAAAGGCGAUUCGAUCUACGAGGAUGACAAGGCUAACACUGUGGUGCGUUUCCUGAAAGAUGGCGCCACCAGCAAUGUUGAUUUCGGUGAUGAAUUGGCGCACAACGAAGAGAGGGGAUUCUUAAGGGACAUAUUCUCCACGAUGGCGAUUAAGACCGGCAUGCGGGUCUCUUUGCAUAUGGAAAAGAGCCCACACCAGGUACUCAAGGAGCUAGUCCGCACACGCAAGUGGCUAUCUGAGAAGACCGUGCUUCUUUGGCUGAAAGAUGUCCUACAGUACAGAAAAAAGAUGGACGACACCGUGUUUACUGACAAGAGGGUUAUUGAAAGCUUAUCCAAGGCCAUGCCAGGGGUGGCAUUGGGUCCUUUUCUUAAAUCGAUCGAGAAGAAUUCGAACCUAAAAAGCUUCGUGCAGGACUUGCAGAAGGUAACGUAG